AUGAAUGGUAAUCAUGUGGUGAACGGCACGAAUGGUGUCAAUGGCGCGAAUGGUCACAAAGAUGGCGCCGACGACUCAUUCGAUGCGUUGAUCAUUGGCGCCGGCUUUGCCGGUCUUCGCAUGUUGUAUGAGCUGAGAAAGCGUGGCAUUUCUGCCCGUGUCUUCGACGCUGCAUCUGGAGUUGGAGGUACUUGGUACUGGAAUCGGUAUCCAGGCGCCCGAACUGAUAGCGAAAGCUGGGUUUUCAUCUUCACAUUCCUCGAGGAACUGGGAAUGGACUGGUCAUGGAAAGAGCGCUACCCCCAGCAACCGGAGGUGGAGCAAUACUUGAACAAGAUGACCGACUACUUGGGUCUUCGGAACCAAAUUACGUUGAACACUCGCAUCACAGGUGCCCACCGUGAUGAGUCAAACAACACCUGGAAAGUCUCCACCAACAAGGACGAAACCUUUACUUGCAAAUACCUGAUUACAGCGGCCGGCGUCCUGGCCACUCCACUCAAGCCACCCUUCGCUGGCCUCGACUCCUUCCAAGGCGAAUGGUACCAGACUGGCCUUUGGCCCAACAGAAAGAUCGACUUCAAAGGCAAGAAGAUAGGCCUUAUUGGAACAGGGGCCACUGCUGUCCAGGUUGCGCCUAUCGUUGCUCACAACGCGGAGAAGCUCACAAUGUUCCAAAGGACACCCAACUACGUUGUCCCAGCCCGCAAUUACCCUAUCGGCUCAGAACAAAUGGACGCGAUCAAGGGAAGUUAUGAAGAGAUCUGCCACCGCGCACGAACCCAUUCGAUGGGCUUCGACAUUAUCGAUUCCAAAUUGAAGUUCGAAGACUUGGAGAACGAUGAAGCCAUUCAAAGUGUUCUCGAUGCCGGAUGGGAAAAGGGUGGUUUCCAUUAUUUCUUUGAGACCUUCUCAGACACGCUCACCAACCCCAAGACCAAUGCUGUGGCGUCUGAAUAUGUUCGCAAGAAGAUCCGAGCUAUCGUGGACGACAAGGAAAAGGCAGAGUUACUCUGCCCUACAUACCCAAUCUUUUCCAAACGACCACCUGCCGGGCACAACUACUACUCAAUAUUCAACCGCCCCAACGUCGAGCUUGUGAAUAUUAAAAACGAUCCUAUCGAGGAGAUCACGCCAAAGGGUGUGAAGUUGGGCAGCAAAGAGUAUGAAUUUGACAUGAUCAUAUUCGCUUUAGGUUUCGACGCCGUCACCGGCACCCUAGGAAACAUCGGCAUCCACGGCAGUAAUGGCGAGAGCCUUGCUGACGUGUUCAAGCGAGAAUUGACGACAUCAUACGGCGUCACACUGCCUGGUUUCCCUAACAUGUUCAUGAUUUUCGGACCCCAGGUUCCAUUUGCAAAUGGACCUAUGGUCAUUGACACCGUCGCCGACUGGAUCGGAAAGACGAUAUCAUACCUCGAAAAACACCACUACGACCGCAUUGAAUCCAAGCAGGAAGCAGCGGAGAAGUGGAGCCACCAGGUUAACCACCUUUUCGCGCAGACGGUGGUCGCCCAGAGUGCCAUGGAUGUCAAGUCAUGGUAUGUCGGUGCCAACAUUGAAUCCAAGUUGCACAGGACUCUUCUCUAUUUUGGAGGUAUACCUACCUACAUCAAUGUAUUGAACAAGGAAAUCGAGGAUGGAUAUCCCGGGCACAUCUUGUCUUCACCGAAGGAAAUUGUGGUGUGA
Molecule: messenger RNA, 1689 nt
Organism: Exophiala viscosa
Lineage: Eukaryota; Fungi; Ascomycota; Eurotiomycetes; Chaetothyriales; Herpotrichiellaceae
Product: putative cyclohexanone monooxygenase
Exons: 3
Coding region: 1-1689 (562 amino acids)
Source: RefSeq, a predicted model, not a curated record